CAACAGGAGUCCAGUGCGCCUCCUGAAUCCGCCCAGCAGCCACAAGAGGCCGGGGUGACCAGAGCGCGGUCCAGGGGAAGUUCAGGAGCUGAAGGAGGAGGCGGCAAUGGGGGAGGCGCGGGUGUGGGUGGCAACGGCAGCGGACCGGAGCAGAACGGACAACCUCCCGCCACUCGACCGCCACGUGUGGUGGAGACCGAGGAGGACGAGGAUGAGGAGUUGACCUUGAAGUACGGGGCCAAACACGUCAUCAUGCUGUUCGUUCCCGUCACCCUCUGCAUGGUGGUUGUCGUGGCAACCAUCAAGUCCGUCAGCUUCUACACCCAGAACGACGGGCAGAGACUGAUCUACACGCCGUUUCCCGAAGACACCGACACGGUGGGACAGCGAGCGCUCAACUCCAUCCUGAACGCCACCAUCAUGAUCACAGUGAUCAUCGUGAUGACGUUGGUGCUGGUGCUGUUAUACAAGUACCGCUGCUACAAGGUGAUCCAAGGCUGGCUCUUCCUCUCCUCUCUCCUCCUGCUCUUCUUCUUCUCCUACAUCUACCUCAAAGAGGUUUUCAAGACCUACAAUGUGGCCAUGGACUAUUUCACCCUGGCGAUACUCAUUUGGAACUUCGGAGUCGUGGGCAUGAUGUGUAUUCACUGGAAAGGACCUCUGAGGCUUCAGCAGGCCUACCUCAUCAUGAUCAGUGCCCUCAUGGCCCUGGUUUUUAUCAAGUACCUGCCAGAGUGGACCGCCUGGCUUAUAUUAGCUGUCAUAUCAGUCUACGAUCUGUUAGCGGUGCUCUGUCCCAAAGGACCCCUGAGGAUCCUGGUGGAGACGGCUCAGGAGAGGAACGAGCCCAUCUUCCCAGCUCUCAUCUACUCCUCUACAAUGGUGUGGCUCGUCAACAUGGCCGACACAGACAGGCCAAAGAGGAACUCGACAGAAGCAGCUUCGCCGCAACAACAACAGCCCCAAGAAGCCGUGGCGUCUCCUGGCCCCUCCAGUCCAUCACAGGACGACGGCGGCUUCACCUCCACCUGGGUCAACCAGCAGGAGCACCAGCUGGGACCGCUCCAGUCCACGGACGAAACCAGACGGGAGAUCCAGGAGCUGCCCUCUGCACGUCCUCCCGUAGAAGAUGACGACGAGGAGAGGGGCGUCAAGCUCGGGCUCGGAGACUUCAUCUUCUACAGCAUGCUGGUGGGAAAGGCCUCGGCCGCAGCCAGCGGCGACUGGAACACCACGCUCGCCUGCUUUGUCGCCAUCCUCAUUGGCCUCUGUCUGACCCUCCUCCUCCUCGCCAUCUUCAAGAAGGCGCUCCCCGCUCUGCCCAUCUCCAUUUUCUUCGGCCUGGUCUUCUACUUUGCCACCGACAACUUGGUACGGCCCUUCAUGGACAAGCUGGCGCUGCACCAGUUCUACGUUUAGUAGGGCGCCGGCCUGAUAACCCUCACCUACAUAGCUCUCUGGCCAACAACACGAGAGCGGUCCCUUCACAGCCGGAGAACAAAGGAUGAUGCUGGGGCCCCUCCCGCCCCCACGUCCCCUCCUAAGAACUCAUGAUGAUGGGACACAUGUAGUUUUUGCUCUGCCUUUCUUUCUCCACCAAGAGAGGGGAUUCCCCACAACAGCUGUUCUUAGAUAUUUUAUUUCUGUUUUAAACCAAGAACUGACAUUUCUGGCUCGACUUGGGACGUCAUCUGUCGAUCACCGGUCUCAGGCACAAAGUUAGUGAGAAUAUUUUACCUUUAUUUAUCCAGGGAAGCUUCUCAAGAGCACAUCUGGGAGCUCCCCAGUACAACCACUCUGGCUGGGGCUCAGCAGGAGGUGCCUUGCUCAUAGACACCUCGGCGGUAGCUGUUGAGCAGAAGGAGGCGAUUCUCUGGUUCAAAUCUUCCCUCAAACAUUUCCCUCAUCUCCAGUCCUUUUACAUGACUCGUGAGCGAACACCACCCACAUGUUCCACCGAAGAUUUGAAAAGCCUUCAUCACACGAAUGGACACUCAAUGAUAGAUGUUAUGUAAAUGUGUAGUUUGAUUACGUAUGAGCUGUCCGUCACCAGAGCGUGCUUUCCUCACCGCUGUUAAGAAUGGUUAAGACCCUUUUCUUCACUUUAGACACAAAACAACUAAAGCUCUGACGCCGGAGCCGCUCGCACCCAGAAAGAUUUGCACUGAACAGGAUGUUUCGAACAUGAGGAUCUUUCGCAUGUGGGAAAGUGGAGGGAAAAAUGUAAAUCGAGAAUUUGAGUGUUGUUGUGACACUGAUGCUGAUUUCACCGUGUUGUCUCACCUUAACUCUUCCCUUAAAUCACAUUUGAAUUCACAGCCUGCAUAGGAAGUAAAGUUCAUACACACUCGCACCUGAGACUUGCCUGCCGUGUUAGCCACGUGCUGUCGGCCACUGAGCAGUUCUGCUGGAGCAGUUGGGGGUUCAGUGCCUUGCUCAAGGGCAUUUCAGUAGUCGUUGUAGUUGUCUUCGUCGUUAUUGUGGGACAGAAAUGUGCUUUUCAUUCUCUACCCGGACUGAGAUGUAAUUAGUUUUUUAUUUAAACACGUCCAGGGAUUGUAACCUGUGAUCACAUGGUCACAAACUCUGAACCUUGAGGCUACAGCUGCCGUCAUGACGCUCGCCUGGUGCUGUCUUGAACUAUGCUACAUCAAACUAAAAUCAUUUCAUCUAUACACAGAUAUUGUUUUUUCAAGAUAUGCAGAAGAGACAUUUUGUACUUUUUGAAACCGGGGUGGAUGUUAGCAGGGCUCCGACGAAAAUGUGACAAAAAAUGUGAAAGAAAUAAUGAAAAACUAAUGAGGGAGUUAUAGAUGUAGUUCAAUUUCAUGGAUUUGAGGACAAUUUAGGAAAAUAUCCUAAUUGAUCUGAUCAAAUGUAAAAACAAACCAAAAAGUAAGAAAACAAUGUUCUAGUGUGAAACAUUGACAUGUGUAUGAACCUGUGGCGUCUCACACACGAGAUGAGCUGCAGAGUAAAGACGAGCUGCACCGGUCGCUCGUCUGAUGUUGCACUCGAGUUUCCUGUUUGCAGAGAAAAGAAAUAACAUUUAUUCUGAGACUGUUUUUUUUUUUCCCCUACUUGUUUUCGGGGAAUAUUUCGGGUGACUGGCGUUUUAUUUUUUUUUCUGUCCUUCACAUGCAUAUGUGUGUUAUGCAAGGUUAUUCAAUUCUGAUUUUGUUCUUUUUUUAAUAAACAAUAAAACUAAAAA
Molecule: messenger RNA, 3211 nt
Organism: Paralichthys olivaceus (Japanese flounder)
Lineage: Eukaryota; Metazoa; Chordata; Actinopteri; Pleuronectiformes; Paralichthyidae
Source: RefSeq, a predicted model, not a curated record